GAGAGAGAGUGAGGCGGCAGCCAGAACUGAACCCAACAACUCCCUCCCUCCCGGUUCCCUCCCGGUCGUCGCCGUCGCCGUCGCCGUCUCCCCUCCUCUCCUCCUCGCUCUCGUCUUGGAGGCGAAGAAAGAAGAACCCGGCCACCCAUAAAUACUCCUCCCCCGCGCCUCCUCCCCCAAUCGAUCGCCCCCCCUCCGAUCAUUAAACCCCAGGAACCUACCACCAUCCAUCGCCCCAUCGCGAGGGUGUGGGGAUGCACCUCUACAACGCGUGGCUGCCGCCGGCGGUGGCGGGCGGGGCUGGCCGGGAGCCGGCGGCGUUCGCGGGGGCGGUGAGGGAGGCGCGGGGGUCGUGGCGCCCCGACGACCCGGACUCCGCCUACGCCACGCUCAAGUGGAUCUCCGUCUUCGACCUUUUUAUCAAAGCAAAGAGUGAUAUUGAUCCUGAGGAUGUACACGCUCUUGUAGAGCUUGGGUUGGAGAUAUUUCAUGCAUCACAGAACAAGUUCGUUAUUCAGAUUAAGUGGGGAGGGCUGCUCAUCAGGCUUUUGAAAAAGCAUGCCAAGAGGAUUUCUCUUGGCGUGCAAUGGAGGCCACUGUAUGAUACAUUGAUGAGGACUCAUUUCAAGAGAAACAUGGGACCUGAGGGCUGGAAAGUAAGGCAGCAGCACUUCGAGACUGUUACCUCGUUGGUACGUGCAUCUAGGAGUUUGUUUCCUGAAGGUGCAGCUGCUGAGAUUUGGUCAGAAUUCAGGCUAUUGCUGGAAAAUCCAUGGCAUAACUCAGCAUUUGAAGGCAUUGGAUUUCUUAGGCUGUUUCUUCCUGCAAACUCAAGGAAUCAGGAUCAUUACACGACUGAUUGGAUUGCUGAAUGUCUUGAUAUAUGGGGUUCUGUCACAAAUUGUAACUUCUGGGAUAUUCAAUGGGCUUCCAUCAUAGCACGCUGUAUAAAAGGUUCCAUAUCUGUUGACUGGGAAAAGUUUCUACCCUUAUUGUUUACAAGGUACUUGAAUAUGUUUGAGGUUCCUAUAUCAAGUGGGAGUGGGUCAUACCCCUUUCCGUUGGACGUGCCUAGGAAUACAAGAUUUUUAUUUUCCAGUAAGACUAGAACUCCUUCCAAGGCAAUUGCAAAGUCCGUUGUAUACCUUUUGAAGCCUAAAAGUUUGGCAUUGGAGCAUUUUGAGAAGCUCGUAAAUUUUCUAGAACAGUUCUAUCAUCCAUCAAAUGGGGGUCGGUGGACCUACCCAUUGGAGCGUUUCCUACGAUAUCUUGUUAUUUACUUUGAAAGGCGCCUUCAACAUGAACAAUUUGAAGCAAUGGAUGACAAACACAAUUGUUUGGGCAAAGAAGAAAGAUGUGCUUUUGUCAAAGUAGUCCUGAAAUUACUGGAUCGUGGUCAGUACAGCAAAGAUGAUUCUCUUGCUGAAACGGUGUCUAUUGCAACCUCAAUCCUAUCUUAUGUUGAACCAUCUCUUGUGCUUCCAUUUGUUGCGACAAAUUUUCAGCUAGCCUUAGAGACAACUACAGCUACCCAUCAGUUAAAGAAUGCUGUCACAUCUGUUGCAUUUUCUGGACGUGCACUUCUUCUAAGUUCUCUAUGUUCGUCUCAAUCUGAUGAUAGUACCACUGCUGAUACAUUCAAUGACCUCAUUGUUACUUCUCUUUCAAAUGCUUUACUUGGCAUGGAUGCUAAUGAUCCUCCUAAAACUAUAGCUACUAUGCAGCUAAUUGGUUCCAUAUUUUCAAAUCUAGCCACAGUUGGUUUCAGUGAUGACGUGCCUGCCUUCCUCCAAACAACCUCUCUGUCAGAUUGGCUAGAUGAGUUCUUUUGUCGGCUGUUUUCUGUCCUUCAAAAUUUGGAAUCAAGUAGUCCCAUUAAUGAGGGUUACCAAAGCUCAAUCAUGUCAGGAACUUUUCUCGUUGAGGACAGCCCAUACUAUUUUUGCAUGCUAGAAAUUCUUCUGGGAAAGUUAUCAACACCUUUAUUUAAUCAGUCCCUGAAGAAAAUUGCCAAGUUCGUUAAUGAAAAUAUCCUUCCUGGUGCUACUUCAGAGGUUGGACUUCUUUGUUCUGCCUGUGUUCAUUCAUAUCCUGAGGAGGCUUCACUCUACCUUGUAAAACCUAUCUUGAUGACUAUCAUGUCCUCCUUUGAGGGUACACCAACAACUGGCUAUGUUGGAAGAGAAGUUCCUAGCAAAAUAGCUACUAAGGCCAUGCUUUCUCCUGCUCUGGAAACAGCAUUAGACUACUACCUGCGGGUUUUGGCUAUAUCCAUGAGUUAUGCUGGCCCUGCUUUACUCAACUAUAGACAAGAAUUAAAAAGUAUAAUAAUAUCAUCAUUCCAGGCCCCUUCGUGGAAGGUAAAUGGAGCUGGUGAUCACCUCCUUCGCUCUCUGCUAGGAAGCCUUGUCUCAUAUUAUCCAAUAGAUCAGUACAAGCCCUUUUCUUGUCAGCCCAUUGCUAAUAUUAUUGAACCAUGGGGCUGUUCGAAAGCUCAUCAGGACAGGGAAGUUGAAAUGUUAAAUUUUACUCCAAAGUGGCAUGAUCCCAGUCAAGAAGAACUAUCUUUUGCAAAUGAAUUGUUAGAAUUUCAUUUCCAAUCAGCAUUGGAAGAUCUUUUGACUAUCUGUCAAACAAAAUAUCAUUCUGAAGCAGGAGAAGAGAAGGAGCACCUAAAAGUAACCCUAUUACGCAUUCAUUCUGCAUUGCAGGGUGUAAUGUCUUGCUUACCUGAAAUGCGACCAUCAUAUAAAGAUGGGAGAUCCAAGGUUGUGGAGCCCAUAUUUUUCAUUGCAGGAUCUACUGGUAGCACUGUUGGCAACUCAGAAAUGCGUGAAAAGGCUGCUGAACUCAUACAUGAAGCUUGCAGGUACUUGUUGAAAGAAAGAACUGAUGAUAGUAUACUCCUAGCACUUGUUGUACGCAUAAUUGAUGCUUUAGUAAACUAUGGUAGCCUGGAAUAUGACGAAUGGUCGAGCCAUCUUCAAGCUUGGAAGUUAGAAUCUGCUUCCAUAAUUGAGCCUCCAUGCAACUUUAUUAUUCCAUUUCAUUCUCAAGGCAAAAAGAGGCCUAGAUGGGCUCUUGUUGAUAAAACACACUUGCAUAAUACGUGGAGAUGUUCACAAUCAUCAUACCAUAGAUACCGUACAAAUGCUGAUGUAUCUCCAUCUAGCCUCAUGGUUAAUUUGAUGAAUGAUCUCCUAGAUCUCUCACUACACAACUAUGAAACUGUUCGCUCGUAUGCUGGAAGAUCCCUAACAAAAUUGCUGAAGCGUUGGCCUUCUCUAAUUUCUAACUGUGUCCUCACAUUGACUGCUAAAUUGCGAGAUUCAAAAGCCUCUGAACAUAUGGUGCUUGGUUCUUGCAAUAUUCUUGGAUCUCAGACUGUUUUAAGACAUUUGACAACUGACUCAGGUUCGCUCUCUUCAUUUAUCAUGGGCAUCUUGGAGAGCUCUCAUCAUGAAUCGCUGAAGUGUCAGAAAGCUAUUACUGAGCUCUUUGUGAAGUAUAACAUACGUUUCUCUGGGAUAUCAAGAAGUUUUUUCAAGAAUACAGAACAUGAAACAGACAAGCCAGGAUUUCUCAGUUUAGUUUCUCAUAUAAAUGCGCUGGGCUUUGAGAGUAAUAGUCUGCAUUGGCGAUACAAUUUGAUGGCCAACAGAGUUCUUCUGUUGCUAAUUCUGGCAUCAAGAAGUGAAUCUGAUGUAUAUUCACAAUUCUUGGCAAAAACAGCUGGUCAUUUCUUAAGGAACUUGAAGAGUCAACUCCCUCACUCGAGGAUGCUUGCAAUUUCUGCCCUGAAUACACUAUUACAAGGAUCACCUGAUAAAGCAUCAAUGCAAGAUUCACAACAAUCAUUAAAUCACCCUGAAGAAGGAAGCACUUUGUCCACAGGAGAAAUUUUGAAUAAUAUAAUUCAGGAGGAUGGAUUUAUGAGUGAAACACUAAACAGUCUAUCUCAUGUCCAUAUUAUUUCUGACAAUGACAGUUCAUCGAGAGCAAGCUAUGGUGCUUCAUCUUUUCAAAGCGGUUCUGAUAAAGCAAUUACAUACUUCUAUUUUGAUUUCUCUGCGUCGUGGCCACGCACACCAAGUUGGAUUUCUUUAGUGGGUGGUGGCACAUUUUAUUCCAGCUUUGCUAGGAUAUUUAAAAGGCUAAUACAGCAAUGUGGAAUGCCUGUAAUAUCAUCACUUCAGAAUGCAUUGGAAGAGUUUCUCAGUUCAAAAGAAAGAUCAAGGCAAUGUGUGGCAGCUGAAGCAAUGGCAGGAAUGCUUCACUCUGAUGUGAGUGGGAAUUUGGAGUCUGGGAACAACUGGUUGAUACUUCAGUUGCAGAAAAUUAUGCUUUCACCAUCUGUGGAAUCAGUUCCAGAGUGGGCAGCUUGCAUUCGAUAUGCUGUUACUGGGAAAGAAAAAUCUGGAAGUCGUGCUCCUGUUCUCAGACAUAAGUUAUUAGAUUGCUUAUGCACUCCAGUUCCUCAAUCCGUGGCAACCAGUGUACUUGCCAAGAGAUACUCUUUUCUGUCUGUUGCUUUAAUUGAAAUUUCUGCACCAAAAAUGUCUCCAGCAGAGGACCAGUACCAUGUUAAAAUUCUCGAUGAACUGCUUGCCAACAUGAGCCAUCCGUCUGCCCAGGUAAGAGAAGCAAUUGGUGUGACCAUGUGUAUUGCAUGCUCAAAUAUGCGAUUAUCUAGGUUAUUUGGACACGGAAAUUCUCCAGAUGUUUCUGGGGAUGUAAGCAUGGUUGAACAAACAGGGAAUGAAAACUGGUCAAAACGGUUAACAGAUGGAGCUACUGAAUUAUCUGUCAGUAUACAAAACAAUAUUUCUAAGCAACUGGAGACAACACCAGAUUCAGCUACUGAAAAUGGCUUGGACAAGAAAGAGGAGGCUGAUGCUAAAAGAAUGGAAACGAUUUUUCACUUCAUAAUUGCAUCGUUAAAGUCGGGGAGAUCAUCUGUUCUACUGGAUGUUAUUAUUGGACUUAUCUACCCUGUUCUCUCAUUGCAGGAAACAUCAAAUAAAGAUUUGUCAUUGCUUGCGAAGUCAGCUUUUGAGUUGCUGAAGUGGCGAAUUUUAAGGCGGCCUUUUCUCGAAACUGCUAUCAUGACUAUUCUUUCUUCAGCCAAUGAUCCAAAUUGGCGCACCAGAUCUGCAUUGUUGUCAUAUCUCAGGACAUUUACAUACAGGCAUACAUUCAUUCUUUCAGGCUCAGAGAAAUCACAUAUUUGGCAAACAAUUGAGAAGUUACUUGUGGAUAGUCAAGUUGAGGUUAGGGAACAUGCCGCUGGUGUCCUUGCAAGCUUAAUGAAGGGCAUAGAUAAAGAUCUCUCUAAGGACUUCCGUGAUCGAUCAUAUGCACAAGCUCAGCGUAUCCUUCGUGCACGGCAAAGAGGUGCAAAGUCAGGCCACUCUGUUGCAACUAUCCAUGGUGCGGUUCUUGCUUUGACGGCUUCAGUGCUCUCUGUUCCAUACGACAUGCCAAGCUGGCUUCCUAGUCAUGUAACUCUACUGGCCCGCUUUAUUCGUGAGCCCUCUCCCGUGAAAUCAACGGUCACAAAAGCCGUCGCCGAAUUCAAGCGGACGCACGCUGACACAUGGAGCAUCCAGAAGGAGGCCUUCACGGAAGACGAAUUGGAGGUCCUCCGCGAUACAUCGUCUUCAUCUUCAUACUUUGCUUAGAUACAAAGACCACAAGAUUAUCCAGUAACUUGAUACGUAUAGAAUUUUGUAUGGCUGUUGAAAUGCCUCCAUAUACGUGAUGGAUCAUAUAUAUAGUUACAACUUGUAGCUCGGUUUUACUUCCACCAUGAAGAUUAUUCUUCGUACAAAAUCAGGCAAAUGCUAUACGUGAAAUACAAUAUUGUUGAGAUAUGGAAUAAACAACUGCUUGCAAUGCUUAAUUCCGUUUUUA
Oryza brachyantha (malo sina) is the source of this 5913-nucleotide messenger RNA. RefSeq names its product proteasome activator subunit 4. Gene Ontology annotation, molecular function: peptidase activator activity; proteasome binding. Lineage: Eukaryota; Viridiplantae; Streptophyta; Magnoliopsida; Poales; Poaceae. The coding region runs from base 255 to 5681 and encodes 1808 amino acids. Gene Ontology annotation, cellular component: cytosol; nucleus. Gene Ontology annotation, biological process: proteasomal ubiquitin-independent protein catabolic process. The transcript is spliced from 35 exons. The record is from RefSeq and is a predicted model, not a curated record.